ACGGUAGCAGGAAACAGGCGCCUGGCCGCGUCUCCUGCUCCUCAUCUCAGCCUGCUGCUGCCCACAGGAGCGCUGCAAGUGUUUGGACUCUGUGAGGCGUUCAGGUGCUCCUCACAAGUUCGCUGUUUGGAUGCUGCACCUCGCUGCGACCGCGGGACGAGAGCAGCGGCCGCCCUGGGACACAGGCCUACCGAAGAAAGCAGCCUCGGAGAGUCGGCCUCCUUCCCGGCGCACUGAUGGACGUGCCGGGUUCAGUGUGCGCCCUCCUCCUCCGCCUCCUUGUCCUCCUUGUGGCGGUGAACAGUAAACCGACGUUAAGAAAAGAGAGAGUCAUUCAUGACCCAGAGGUGAUCAGAAGAGCCCACGAAGACAAUAAGAGCUUCCAGUUCGACCAUGAGGCCUUUCUGGGGAAAGAGGAGGCCAAGACCUUCGAUCAGCUCACCCCCGAGGAGAGCAAGGACAGACUCGGGAAAAUAGUGGACCGGAUAGACAGUGAUGCAGACGGCUACAUUAGCACCAACGAACUCAAGAAUUGGAUAAAACGUGUCCAGAAGCGUUACGUGUAUGAAAACGUGGCCAAGGUGUGGGAGAAUUAUGACCUGGACAAAGACAACAAGAUCAUGUGGGAGGAGUAUAAGAAAGCAACAUAUGGCUACUACCUUGCCAAUCCAGAGGAGUUUGACGAUGCAACGGACCAGUUCAGUUUUAAGAAAAUGCUUCCUCGUGACGAGAGGAGAUUCAAAGCAGCUGAUCUAGACGGUGACCUGGCAGCGGACAGAGAAGAGUUUACGGCCUUCCUCCACCCAGAGGAGUUUGACCACAUGAAGGACAUUGUUGUUCUGGAAACCUUGGAGGAUAUUGACAAGAACAGCGAUGGACAUGUGGACGAGGAUGAAUAUAUCGCGGACAUGUUUGCUCAUGAGGAUGGCGGUCCAGAGCCAGACUGGGUCAAGACUGAAAGGGAACAGUUCUCUGACUUCCGAGAUUUAAACAAAGAUGGUAAAAUGGACAAGGACGAAAUUCGACACUGGAUUAUGCCCCAAGACUACGACCACGCCCUGGCUGAGGCCAGACAUCUAGUGUACGAGUCUGACCAGGAUAAGGACCAGAUGUUGACUAAAAAGGAAAUCCUUGAGAACUGGAACAUGUUUGUGGGAAGUCAGGCCACCAACUAUGGAGAAGACCUGACCAGGAACCACGAUGAGCUUUGAGCUCUCUGUGCAGCUUCUGAUGUCUCUGAGGAGGCUUCAUGAACACCGUCUGGGUGCUGUGGUGGCCAUCUGUGGUACUCUGUCUAAAGCGCAUCGCGCAGAUGCAUCGGGCUUGUGUACAACUCUGCUGUUUACGCUGAGUAAUCUGAGUGCAAAGGAAGGUGCAGAGUGGGAAAAGGCUUGUAUUUAAUCACUUCAGUAGUCAUGGGCGUAUUUUGGGAGUAACGUGAAAUGAGAAUCAGAUUGUCAUCUGUCAUUACAUUUAACACAAAUUUGGCGCAUUGUUCUUUAGAUGGUGAUGCCAGAAGCGAGAGAGUUUUCUGGCAAGUAAUGGUAUCUGUGCACAAACUGACAACACAAACAAAUGGGUUAUUUACAGGAGCAGCAGUUACCACCACAGCUCCCUGAGGUGAUGCAUUUGAGAGCUUCAUUCUGCAACGCCUCCACUGACCACAUGAUCUCCAUAUCUAACCAGAUGAAAGCAGCCGCCUUCCCCCGCUGCACCUGGACACUGUGGCCAACCCUGUCUUCGUGCUAUCCGCCAGCCAACGCGGUGACGAAAAAAAAAGAAGUUUUUACUUUAAUGUUGUUACUUUUCGUUUUCAGUUUAGUUUCUUCAUAGUUUGAUGUGUUAAUGUGCAUCCCUGUGCACAGUGUGUAGUGUGUCGUAUGCCCACCUACAUGAGGUCUGUGUGAUUACUGCGUCAUGUAAAGGGCAGGCAAUGUCUGUGCUCGACUUCAGGCCAGGUUCUUGGUGGUCUGUGGUACAGUCACGUUCUGCUGCCUCACAAUGGCAAUGUGACAGCACUGUAGCUGACCACACCUUAUUUUAAGAGCAACACAUCAUAGGCGUGGGAUGUCCGUUGUACUAGCAGUGACACUUGGGCUGGGCUGUCCACUGCUUUGCACCAGGUGGAAGACAGGGCCCUUUGUCUUUCCUGACAAAAUCUUACCGCUUAACCUGCCUGCCUUCCUACCACUCCAUCCUGUCCUCACAGAAACAGAUGACUUUGUCUUUUACUUUUUUCCCAGUAAAUAGACGGAGCUAAUAAACCAGAUAAAGUCUAAAGGUUGGACCUACCACUAACACUAAUGGUCUGUCUAAGUUUUAUAGUGAUUUUGUUUCUGAUAUUCAGGAGCAAGACCAGCAGACUUGCGUUACUAUUGAUGGUGCCUUCAAGCCAUAUCGCCGGCUUCACUGCCUCAGAGCCGUACACACCUUUGUUCACGAUAAAUGACAAGCUUUAGACAAACUGUCGAAUACAGAAAUGGCAUUGAUACUCUUAAUGUGAAUCAACAGCUCAGAUCAAAUACUCAGAUUUUAUUUAUUUGUUGUAUAAUGUCAUUGGUUCCUUUUUUCUUUGCCAAAAUGUGUUUU
Molecule: messenger RNA, 2589 nt
Organism: Thalassophryne amazonica
Lineage: Eukaryota; Metazoa; Chordata; Actinopteri; Batrachoidiformes; Batrachoididae
Gene: rcn1
Product: reticulocalbin 1, EF-hand calcium binding domain
Exons: 6
Coding region: 237-1211 (324 amino acids)
Cellular component (GO): endoplasmic reticulum
Molecular function (GO): calcium ion binding
Source: RefSeq, a predicted model, not a curated record